AUGGAGGAUGAUGAUGUUCCUUCACUCUCAGCGGAGACUUUUGCUGCACUCCAAGAGUUCUAUUUAGAACAACAGAAGCGCCAGGAGAUACUCAACAAAUUGGAGGCUGAUGACAAAUUGAAAGAGAAUAUAUUGUUUGAUGAGAACUGGCAACUGAGUCAGUUUUGGUAUGACGAAGCGACAGUACAGUCCCUGGUGAAAGUGGUGGACAGAACUAUUCAAGAUGGCGGCCGUGUGGCUCUUAUAUCUUGCCCGACUUUAUUUGUGCCAGUCAAGAGACAACUUGGUGAUAGAGCUUCAGUAACUUUACUGGAAUACGACCGUCGGUUUGAAGUGCACGCGCCAGACUUCAUAUUCUACGACUACAACACUCCACAGAAACUCCCUCCGGAGAUCUUCAACUCUUACGAUCUGGUGGUAGCUGACCCUCCUUUCCUCUCUGAGGAAUGCAUCACCAAAACUUCGGAGACCAUCAAACUUCUAGCUAAAGACAAAAUAGUUAUAUGUACUGGCAGCAUCAUGAGAGAGAACGUAGAGGAGCUGUUGAAUUUGAAGAUAUGUAAAUUCCAACCCCGUCAUAGAAAUAACUUGGCGAAUGAGUUUUCAUGUUACGCUAAUUUUGAAUUAGACGACAUUCUUAGUUGA
Arctia plantaginis is the source of this 645-nucleotide messenger RNA. The record is from the annotation of a GenBank genome assembly. NCBI's taxonomy places the organism in Eukaryota, Metazoa, Arthropoda, Insecta, Lepidoptera, Erebidae.